Molecule: messenger RNA, 1697 nt
Organism: Tarenaya hassleriana
Lineage: Eukaryota; Viridiplantae; Streptophyta; Magnoliopsida; Brassicales; Cleomaceae
Exons: 12
Coding region: 368-1537 (389 amino acids)
Biological process (GO): protein deubiquitination
Molecular function (GO): cysteine-type deubiquitinase activity
Source: RefSeq, a predicted model, not a curated record
AUGGCGGUGUGAACGUCAAAUCUUCCGGCUUUUCAUCCUUUGCCUUCUGUCUUCUCAACGAAUUCCAAACCUAUCUUCUUGGGUUUCUUCCUCUUCUGCUUUUUUUUUCUUUGAUCCAAAACUUUUUCAUUCUGGUUUCAGCGAUCUUCGUCUCUUAGGUUUCCGAGGGUUUUUGGCGAUUUUUGUCAUGUUCCGGGGCUUUUGACCCUUCAUCCCACGGAAAUUUGCUCUCUCUCUCUCUGGGUUUCUAGUUGAAUAUCGAUUCCUUUUGGGUCUUUCUGGGCAGUUGGCGAGACAGUUCUCGAAAGCACGGGCCGCAACUGAGAUAACCUCUUAGCCUAUAGAGUAAUUGUUAUUCUGCGGUGAGAUGGGGCAGGAACCUGAUCCAGAUGUUGUUAAGUGGGGACUUCAGGAUCUGGAGGUUUGUACUCUUACCAAUGCUGGUUGUUGCGGUAGUGUUACUCGGUAUGCGACAGGCACUGUCACUCACGGCUGCAUUAGAGAAGGUUACAACGGAGGUUUGACUGGUUAUGUAGAAAACGAUGAGGUUAUUGCUCAGCUUUACCAGGAAGAAUUGUCUAGAGUUGCUCAAUCAGAGGCAUUGGGAUUCAAUAAUCCCAGCCGGUCAUCCGUUGUUUCACAAGAAUGGCCUCGUUCAGAAGGGCAAGAAAAUCGAGGGAAAGCCAGUAGUAAUCCUGAGGGAAGUGAAAAUCGUAAAGAUUCUGGUGAUAUGGAAGAUAGCAAUUCUGCAAGGAUAGGAAGCCAAGAAGGAGCAAACUCCCCUGCACGAGAUACACUGCUCAUGGAUGAUGACGGUGAUCCUCUGCGUUCUGUAGAAAUAGAAGAAGAAGACUCAUGUUCGUUGGAUAAUGAAGUCGGAAAAAGACUGAACCAGAUGGUCCCUGUUCCUCAUGUUCCGAAAAUCAAUGGAGAACUACUACCUACUGAGGAUGAACAGAUUUCAGAUCAUGAACGGCUACUCCAGAGACUACAAUUGUAUGGUUUGGUCGAGAACAAGGUUCAAGGAGAUGGCAACUGCCAGUUCCGUUCAUUAUCAGACCAGCUUUACCGCACUCCUGAUCACCACAAAUCCGUGAGGGAACAAGUUGUUGAUCAGCUUGCUUAUAAUCGAGAGAUAUACGAGGGUUAUGUUCCUAUGGCCUACAACGACUAUUUGAAGAAAAUGAGAAGGUUUCACACUCGGUUCCCACAUUCUUUUUCUAUAGAUUUCAUUGUAUUGUUUGGACGAAAGCCUGCAUUUUCUUUGCGAUAUCUGGGUGCUUGUCUUCGAAAAAGCAGGAAUGGAGAAUGGGGUGAUCAUGUUACGCUUCAAGCUUCCGCGGAUUUGUUUGGUGUCAGGAUAUUCGUGAUAACUUCGUUCAAGGACACGUGCUACAUUGAGAUAUUACCGCUCAUUCAGAAGUCUAACCGGCUUAUAUGCUUAAGCUUCUGGGCUGAGGUGCAUUACAAUUCAAUAUAUCCUGAAGGAGAGCUUCCGAUGCUGGAGACAAAGAAGAAGAAAUAUUGGGUCUUUUGAGCUUUCUUCGCCUCUUUCUUGUGGAUAUAUUCAUUUUCUUGUUCUUUCUACUGAUUUAGUACAAAUAGAUUUAGCUAGCAAAACGUUGAUGUACAUAUACACGACAGAUGAGCCGUUUUAGUGGUGAAUACAUUUAUUUAUUUAUUCUUACUUAAUACGA